AUGAACAGGCCUAUCCAGGUGAAGCCUGCGGACAGCGAGAGUCGAGGAGAAGACAGAAAACUCUUUGUGGGCAUGCUCAACAAGCAGCAGUCUGAAGACGAUGUGCGAUGUCUCUUCGAGUCCUUCGGCAGCAUUGAAGAGUGCACCAUCCUUAGAGGUCCUGAUGGAAACAGUAAAGGUUGUGCGUUUGUAAAGUACUCCUCUCACGCUGAAGCUCAGGCAGCUAUCAGUGCACUACACGGCAGCCAGACAAUGCCUGUGAGUUCAGUAUUCAAUAUGGGUGCAUCCUCAAGUCUGGUGGUGAAGUUUGCCGACACAGAUAAGGAGCGCACCAUCCGGCGCAUGCAGCAGAUGGCUGGUCAGAUGGGUAUUUUCAACCCCAUGGCCCUGCAGUUUGGGGCCUACGGGGCCUAUGCACAGACAAUCAUGCAGCAGCAGGCAGCAUUGAUGGCGUCAGUAGGGCAGGGGGGCUACCUCAGCCCCAUGGCAGCCUUCGCCGCCGCACAGAUGCAGCACAUGGCCACCAUCAACGGCCUCCCAGGGGGGCACAUGACCCCCACGUCAGGUGGCAGUACCCCCCCUGGUAUUGGCGCACCCACAGUGACCAGUAUCCCCUCGCCCAUCAGUGUGAAUGGUUUCGCUGGCAUGCCCCCCCAUCAGACCAAUGGGCAGCCCACUGCCGAAGCUGUGUAUACCAACGGGAUACACUCCUAUCCUGCUCAGAGUCCCACUGCAGCAGAUCACCUACAGCAGGCUUACACAGGAGUCCAGCAGUAUGCAGCAGCCUACCCUGCUGCAUAUGGCCAGAUCAGCCAGGCCUUUCCCCAGCCUCCUCCCAUCAUCCCACAGCAGCAGAGAGAAGGGCCGGAGGGCUGUAACCUGUUCAUCUACCACCUCCCUCAGGAGUUUGGGGAUGGCGAGCUGAUGCAGAUGUUCCUGCCUUUCGGUAAUGUCAUCUCCUCCAAAGUGUUUGUGGAUCGGGCGACAAACCAAAGUAAAUGCUUUGGAUUUGUGAGCUUUGACAACCCAGGUAGUGCCCAGGCUGCCAUCCAGUCAAUGAACGGCUUUCAGAUCGGCAUGAAGAGACUCAAGGUGCAGCUCAAGAGGCCGAAGGACGCCAACCGCCCCUACUAGCCACUCCUAGCCACCCCUGCCCUGGGGGAUAUAAGGCAGAUGCUGCACACAGGGAAACACAGGUUUUUGUUGAGCUGGAACAUAUGUUGAUUACAUGAACAACGCCAUUGAACUGAUGGAUCACCGGGACACAGGUAUUCUUUGAGACUGGUAUGAAACUGGAUCAGAUACUGGGCUGAACAUGAACAAAUAGAUGACCAAGUAACAGAAAAUUCUGUUGGAUGUACCUUUUGGACCUCAGAGAAAACUCCUGCAAGCCUGGGUAGCUCCGGGGCUCUAACUGUCUUUAUUGCCUCCCCUCCUCUCUCUCUACCUAACCACACCUGAACGACAGCUACCUUACAGGACCACAAGUGAGGAAUUAUUUAAAAAAAAACACGGAACAGAGAUGGAGGAAACAUGGAUAAUAAGAGUUCCAAGAAUUAAACAAACUUUGAAAAUACUUUAUGGGGGAAUGCCAUAGGAUAUCUCUAUGUAAAUGUGUUUGGGUAUGGGGAAACAACUUUUUAAAGAACAAUUUUACAGGACUAGAAACAAAUGAAAAAAUAUGUUUCUCGGAAGAAAGGGAACUUUGUAGGGAAAGCGAUAUUUCAUCUUUAGCUUGGAGUGCCUGUCUGUUUCCAGGGGACACCGUUGGCAAGGAGAGCCAGAGCAACGGUCUCCAGGGAGUCUUACCUGUCAUUCCUUAGUUGUUUUAGGGACCAAAAGACCAAACAUUUUUAUUGCUGAGGACUUGUAGCUCUAUUAAUAUACUCAGACCACUGUAUCUCUUUUAAAUCACUGUUAACCGAUUAAAGAGUUGCAUUUAAAAGGUGUACAGUGUGUGUGUAUAUAUAUAUAUAUAUAUAUACACACACACACACACAUAUAUAUAUACAUACACACAAUACAUGUAUACAUACAUAUAUAUUGCUGAUAUGCUUUUUGAAUACAGCCAAAACUAUUUCCGAUGCCGAUGGGGUCGCUCACUUCACUAGUUUACAAUUAACUAUUCAAAAUGUUAAUUUUUUCCCCCCUUCUCAUUUUCUCUUGAUGAAAUGGAGAGUGCAUGGGAAGGUUUGUUCCAUAUUGCAGCCUUACCUUUUCUAACAUGAAAUCCUAACCUCAUAGUUAAAACAACAUAAUAAUGUUUUGAAAUAUAUGAACUUGUUUAUAUUUGCAGUACAUAUACAGUACCAGUCAAAAGUUUGGACACACCUACUCACUGUAGGGUUUUUCUUUAU
Messenger RNA from Oncorhynchus tshawytscha (Chinook salmon), 2357 nucleotides. RefSeq names its product CUGBP Elav-like family member 4. The transcript is spliced from 12 exons. The coding region runs from base 1 to 1134 and encodes 377 amino acids. Gene Ontology annotation, molecular function: mRNA binding. The record is from RefSeq and is a predicted model, not a curated record. Gene Ontology annotation, biological process: regulation of alternative mRNA splicing, via spliceosome; mRNA splice site recognition. Gene Ontology annotation, cellular component: cytoplasm; ribonucleoprotein complex; nucleus. Lineage: Eukaryota; Metazoa; Chordata; Actinopteri; Salmoniformes; Salmonidae.